UACACCAUACUGCCCGGCUUGGUAUGGAGCCCUAGUGUGGGCGAUUCCAUAUGAGUCCAAUGCAAAUAAAAACCAUUAUGAUCAUUCUGCUUUGUCUGAGAUUACGAUUAUGAUUUGUCUGCUAUUAUAGCCAAUUUCCCUUUCCUUCUUUCCUCUUACACCCUUUGUCAGCUUGAGCUGUAAGGUUGAACCAUACACACAUUUCGUGAAAAGCUCCGUACUAUAUAUAUUUUCUCUUUAGCGGUAUCAGAUGGAAAUAGGCUAUGAUUACCUUGUUUUCUAUCUCAGGGACCUUUUACUUUUGAAAGUGGCUUUUGCAGAAUGCUGAAUAAAAAUGUUGUCUUUUUCGGCAGAUAAAGAAAGUGAGAAGAGAUGUUGAUUUGGGACUUGGGAGAAUCCACCAUAGCCGAAGAACUAGAAAAAGAUUGAUUGGUAUUAUUAUUUUAUUACUUGAGAGUUGAAAAUGAAUGAAAGUGGGGGGAUAUCAGCUUCAUCAUUGGCUAUCACAACAACUGAAAAGAAGCCUCAAAGAAGUGGAGGAGGCUGCGUAGCUCUCUUCUUUCAGCUCUUUGACUGGAACCGCAGGUUAGCCAAGAAGAGAUUUUUUCCCAAGAAAUUGCUUCCACCAGAUCGUUCAAACCAAGGUUCUAAGAAGUUCGGGGGAGAUGAGAAGCAGCCAAAGCUCCGUUUGGUAUGUUUAAAUCUCAACCAAAUUAAAUAAAUUGAGAACUUGUGUCUACAUGUUCAUUAUAUUUUGAUGUUUUUAUAGUUUUAUCAUGUGAAGUUGUGAAUGCCAUAUAGAUUGCAGACGAGAACAGUGGGGGAUUUCCUAACUUUGGCAAGAGCAGCAAGUUUUAUUAUUCUGAGAAGAAGAAGGAAAUGAGGUCUCCCGGACUGGUUGCUAGGCUCAUGGGACUGGAUUCCAUGCCAGCCCGCCCAAGAGACGAUUACCCAAAGAAGGUUUCCUUGAAAGAUCAAUCUUCUGCCACUAGUAGUAAAGAGGAAAAUAAGUUUGAGGAGGGGGGAGAUCCAAUUGUUGCAAACUUAAGGCCUCAGAAGGCUCAGAAAACAGGAAUGAGUGACAGGCUGCCAGUGACUAGGUUUGGAUCCGAGGCUUUCCACAUAAAGAGUAUGCUUUCACGGCCGAGGAAGAAGCAUCUCCACCACCCAAAGCUUGUAUCUCCCGUUAAAAGCUCAAGGAACGUCCCCCGGUCCCGGUUGAUAGGUGUUGCAAAUAAGAUUCUUGAUCCUGGAGGGAUGCAAAAGAAGGGCAGGGGCAAAUAUGUUCUUACCGCCUCAGACACUCUGCAUCCACCUUCAUCAUGUAGAAACUGCGGUCAUUCUUUUGACAUUGUGGACUCCAUACCAAAUGAAGAACAUGAAGUUUCUGGAAUUCCUUCAGAAACAAGUGUGCCUAAAGUGCCUUUAUAUUUCUCCCAUGAACAAAUAGAGAGGAGGCCUUAUCCACAAACCUCAUCUAUUGGUCUGAUGCACAAAGCCCAAAGGCAAAACCAAAUCUUUCCAGGGAGAUACACUAGAGUAAAGCAAAACCAAACAGGUCCUACCAGUGAGGCUAAAGAUUUUGUUUCGUUGAACAAAAGCUUAAAGAGGAUGCCUGUAAAGGCAGAAAGAUUUGAUUUUGAAGCCGAAAGAAAUUUUUCUAAUGGGAGAGCCAAGUCUGUAUCCCCAGUGCAAAAGAGAAGGUCUAUUAAUGUUGCUAGACAAGGCGAGAGUCCAGGGCACACAUAUGCUAGCUCUAAUCCAAUGAGUGGAAAAGACACUGAUCUAAAUGGCACAUUAAGACUGAAUGGCAGUAACAAUGCUCCAUUCACGUUUACAUCUCGGUUCAACCCAAAGACAGUGUUGCCUAGAAAAUCCACCACUGUCCUUCUCCAGGAACUUAUAUCUGCCUUAACAGUAGAUAGACAAUUUGAAGAAGAUGGUUUUAAUGUAAGACCAAGCAAAAUGAGUGGCAUCUUUAGCCCCGCUGCCCCAACAAAGUUUAUGGACACUUCUUUUACCAGUAAAUCUUUUGUCACUGACCUUACCAACAAUGUAACUGAAGUCCUAGAAAAGACCAAGCUUUUCUAUGGGUAUUUGAGGAAAGGAAGCAAGCUAAACUAUGCAAAGGAGGUAAUUUUAAAUGCCGAACUAGUGGUUAGCAACUUUUCGAUAACACGUUUUGUUCUUGAAGAUCUUGAAACUCUAUCAUGUGUUAUAACAAUGAGGUUUAGUGACAUCCUUGGCAUUCACACUACCAGAAAUGAAAAUGUGCUUAAAAGGUUUGUCUUUGAUUGCCUUUUGGAGUUCUUGGAUUCGAAGUGUGUUUUCAAGGCGUGUGCAAAGUUACCACCUUUCACGAACGAGGAGACGUUAGUGUUUGAGACUCUUGAGGAGGUCAAAUUGUGGAUGGGAAUGAAGGGCUGGGCUCAUGAUGAGCUGUUGGAUUGGGACAUGAGUCAUUCGUUAGGGGAGUGGACUGGUUUUGGGAUUGAUAAAGCGUUUGAAUGUGGUGCUGAAAUUGGUCAACUUAUACUCCAUAGUUUGGUUGAGGAAGUUGUAAAUUACCUCUGAAACAUUCUCCAGAAAUAUCUUAAGAAGAUUGUUUGUACAAAUGGAGCUUUGUAGUGAUUAACGCUGACUCUGAUAUGAUUCUUGGAAUUAGUAGUCAAAAGAAUUUGCAUUGUAACCAUGAUCUUCAUUAAUUUGUCUCUCGGGUUUGUUUAGAUAACUGAUUCUAU
Cuscuta epithymum is the source of this 2741-nucleotide messenger RNA. NCBI's taxonomy places the organism in Eukaryota, Viridiplantae, Streptophyta, Magnoliopsida, Solanales, Convolvulaceae. The record is from the annotation of a GenBank genome assembly.